AUGUCUACUCCAGUUCAAUCUUUAUUGGCCGACCUCAAGGCAUCCACUGCUCAACUUGUAGGCAUCAUUGCUGGCGCUCAGCACAUCCCGGCCGGCUCAGUGGACAUCCAACUUGCUCUGACAAAGCAGGUCACCACUCUUUUGGCUGACAUCAUCCAGGCCCAUGAGAAAGGGGAAUACAUCCCUGGCAUUGUGGUGUCCUGCUCUAAGGAGCUGAUGAGGGUGCGUUCCAUGACUCCCCGGGCAUUGCCCAACUGGCACGGCAUUGGCCAUGAUGACCCCCGGGUGGCUAGACACGCCUGGCGCAAGCAAGUCCGUGCCUGGGAGGCGUUGGGUGACAAUUCCUGUGAUCUCCCUGUUGUUCCUAAUCCUUCCACUGGCCCACUGACUGUCAACCUUCUGUCUCCACCUGUCCCUUCCCCCACACCUGUUCCUUCCCCCGCCCCUGUCAUUCCCUCCCCUCCCGUUGUCGCCGGACCUUCCGGCAAGACGGGUACCGAGUUCCGGGACAAAGGAAAAGGUAAGGCCAUUUCUGUUGACCUGGAGCUGGAAGUCGGAGGGAGCAACAAGAGGAAGUCCCCGAUGAUUUCUGGACACUCCUCCCAACCUCCGAAGUCGGCGAUGAAGGGUCGCAAGCGUGUCAAGUCAACUCGACUCCCCAAGUCAAAGCCGUUUGUGGAGUCGGAAGAUGAUGAAGACCCAAUUGUUCAGCCGAUUUCGCGUAGAGUGCCGGAGGUCGUUCUUCCCCAGCUCUCCACCAUUGUUGUGAGGACGCCCCAGUUGCCUCGGUCACCUGGUUCCCCCAAGAAGCAAUCAUUUGGGCCUACUUCGCUGACUGCCGGCAGGCGUCCGGAGGUCAUGGAAUCUCCCGUCAGUCGUCCGGAGGCUCGGGCAACCUCCAGCAGUCGUCCGGAAGUUGAGGAGUCCUCUGAUGAUACUUCCAGCGCUUUGGAUGGUGACCCCCUGGCCAAUACCACAUUUGAUAUCACCAUUCCCGGCCCGAUACCACAGAACAACCCCUGCCAUUAUUGUGUCAAGGAGGAUUGGCCCUGCGCGACCCGUUUUGACAAGAGGACCAACCUCCCCUGCUUGUCUUGCAUCCGCUGCUCCACCAAGAAGAUCAAAUGCAACCCAGCAUCUCUGGGAUCCCCGCCCAAACGGAUCCGAGGGAAGUCUACCACCGGCCGGACGCGUUCCAAGACAUCUGCCCCUGCUCCAUCCACUGCUCCGUCUCCCUCCCUGUCAAGGGCCCGAACUCGUAGUCAAUCUCGUGGCCCAUCCCGAACUCCGGCCAUCCCUGCUGCAACUACACCCCAGGUGCAGUCACGUGGUCACAGCAAGACCAUCACUACCAAGAAGACACCUGACCUGCACCUGCGCCAGCUCGUAACUGUUCGGUCUUUGAGCUUCGCAGUGCCUCGUGCAGCACUCGAUGUUCCCAUGCCAGAUCUCCAUUCCAUGGCAAUCGCGAUUCAGGAUGGUGCAGCUCGCAUCGCUAUUCUUGAGGCUCGGGUGCAGGAGCAGGAUGCUAAGAUUGAUACCCUGCAAUGCCUCCAUGAGAGCCUCCGGUGCACAGUGGUCGACCGGCACCCUUCAUUUUCACUUCUGGACACACCAGCUGAUGCAACAAUCUUGCUUGAUCAAUCUGGUCCCCACCCGUCCAUUUCACCCCUCCCCUCCGCACUUUCCAACCUCAUUGAUUUGGACAUAUCAGUGAUGCAACCCACACCCUUGACGGUUGAGGAUGGAUCUGCUAUGGUAGGUCUCAUGGUUGAGCCCACCCAAGUUCAGCCUGAGGGUCCACAAUCCUCCGGUGAAAUUGUGCUCCCGGAUGAACCAGGCAACCUCUUGCCAGAAUCCUCCGGCAAUAUUGUGGUCCCUAAUGAACCAGGUAACCUCCUGCCAGAAUAUGAUUCUUCUGAUGAGGAGUUGGAUGUUGAGGGGAAGGUUGAUCUUCCUGGUGAGGAGGUUGAAAUGGCUACAUAA
This is a messenger RNA of Suillus discolor, 1986 nucleotides long. RefSeq lists its product as uncharacterized. The coding region runs from base 1 to 1986 and encodes 661 amino acids. The record is from RefSeq and is a predicted model, not a curated record. The transcript has 8 exons. NCBI's taxonomy places the organism in Eukaryota, Fungi, Basidiomycota, Agaricomycetes, Boletales, Suillaceae.